Molecule: messenger RNA, 855 nt
Organism: Trichoderma harzianum CBS 226.95
Lineage: Eukaryota; Fungi; Ascomycota; Sordariomycetes; Hypocreales; Hypocreaceae
Exons: 1
Coding region: 1-855 (284 amino acids)
Molecular function (GO): catalytic activity
Source: RefSeq, a predicted model, not a curated record
AUGGCAUCAACUACUACUUCUAAGUUUAUUAGAGUCAGCAGCGAUGUUGAGAUCGAGCUCUCGCUAACCGUGCCGACUGGUGGCACUAAUGAGAAUACCCCGUCUCUGAUCUUCCUCCAUAUUUGGGGAGGUUCUUCAAAGAGUUUUGGGUCGGUCAUUGAGAUCUUGUCGCCGUUCUAUCCAACCAUUGGUGUCAGCCUUCGCGGUUGGGGUGCUUCUACGGGACCUGAGGAGCCUACGGCUUACAAGAUUACUGACUUCGCGUCCGACGUGGAGUUUAUCAUCAAGGAAUUGAAUCUGAAAUCCGUUGUGCUUGUUGGGCACUCAAUGGGAGGCAAGGUAUCAAUGGCAAUUGCUGGAAGGCAUCUUUUGCCUGCAGGCGUAUUAAAAGGCCUGGCUCUUGUCGGGCCCGCACCCCCCGGCCCAGUUCAUUUGCCAGAUCCUAACAUGAAAGACGCCCAAGUACAUGCAUUUGAUAACAUGGAAAAUGCAGAGGGUGUCAUUCGCACCGUUCUUUCGGCACCAGGGAACUUGACGGACGAGGUUAUCAAGGCGGUAGCCGAAGACAUGGUCCGUGGGAACAAGUGGGCGAAAUAUGCGUGGCCGGCCUAUGGUAUGGAAGACGACAUCACUAAUCUCUUCGAACAUGUUGAUGUCCCCGUUGUGGUUCUUGCGGGAGAUCAGGAUAUACUCGAACCUGUCGAGAGAAUGAAAACUGAUAUCAGGGACAAGAUCAAUAAUAUGCCAGGUGGCAGGGCGAGUCUGGUUGUAGUAGAGGGCUCAGGCCAUUUGAUUCCGGUUGAGAAGCCCAAGGAGGUAGCCGAUGCCAUCAAACAGUUCCUCCAAAUGCUCUGA